ACGCGCCAGCUUUCCCACCGAACGGCGCAGACUGGCCACCCGGAUCCAACCAUCCGCACACCAUGGCACCGGUCACAUGUGAUCGGCCUCGCGUGCAUCGUCGUGUGCUGCUGGUGGCUGUGCUGGGAUCGCUGCUCCGCGGUCUUUCCUUCACCUUUUGGUCAUCGGCGCUUGAAGGCACUCGGGCUGGACCGGCAUCGGCGAUCGCACGACGGGCCAGCAAGGAGGAGUCGCAAGUCCUCAAGCUUUGUGAUGAAUACCCGCUGAACGAUGCGGAUAUUGAUGAUCAAGAGGAGAUGAUGACGGCGGUGAAGAAGCUUCCCGAGGCUCCGGACGACUGCUAUCAGCUCUUUUUGGGCGACUGGAAGGUCGAAUGGAGCUCCAUGGGGGGCAAGGCGGCCAAGAAGAAACCGGACCCCAAUGGGCCACCACAGAGAUUGAAUUUUGUCUCCUUCAUGGCGUUGCCACCUGUGGAUGUGGAGUUCACCGGUUCAUUCAACCGCGUCAGCGGCGAUGGUGAAGGGGGAACCUAUCAGCUGCUUCAGACGUUUACCAUACCCGACAACGACGGGGUCGAAGCGGCCAUGGUCUUGGAGGGCGAAUGGAGACCUGUUGACGACCGAGCCAGACCGAGCCGAGCCUGGAGGACCGGCACGGGUUCAUCGAGUGGUCCAUGGGGUGAAGGCGCUCCACGCAAGCGCGUACCAACGGAAUUUAAGACGGUCCGACUGGUGCCCUCCGCCAGCGACACCGAGAAGAGCAAAGAGAUGCUUGAGAAGGCUGGCCUAGGGAAGUUCUUCGAGCGGACGCCUGUGAAGGCUCGAGCCACCUACAUCGAUCUCAAGCAGAUCAGUGACGAGAUGAGAACUCAUCAGGGCGAAUCCGGCGCGUGGUACAUCCUGACGAAGAUGGACGAUGGAUCGAUCCCGUUCCUUCUCGACUGAGGGGGCCCACGUCUUCGCUCGCUGACCACCGACCCUGCGGGGCCCCGCAGGGGCGCGUGGGUGAAGUGGUCUAUUUGUUCGACCUAAUGUGACACAUGCCCUUCUUUAGACCUGCAUCCUGGACGAAGCAGCGGAUUGGACCUGUCCUUUAAGCCGCCGGAACGUGAUAGAAUAUACGAUGAAUAGCACCUUUACAUAUAUAGUCUCGC
Durusdinium trenchii is the source of this 1153-nucleotide messenger RNA. The record is from the annotation of a GenBank genome assembly. NCBI's taxonomy places the organism in Eukaryota, Dinophyceae, Suessiales, Symbiodiniaceae.